Argiope bruennichi is the source of this 1868-nucleotide messenger RNA. RefSeq names its product testicular acid phosphatase homolog. The transcript is spliced from 9 exons. Gene Ontology annotation, molecular function: phosphatase activity. The record is from RefSeq and is a predicted model, not a curated record. The coding region runs from base 39 to 1166 and encodes 375 amino acids. Gene Ontology annotation, biological process: dephosphorylation. NCBI's taxonomy places the organism in Eukaryota, Metazoa, Arthropoda, Arachnida, Araneae, Araneidae.
UUGACCCACAAACACACAAGGCAGGAUGAAAUGGCAAAAUGAAUUGGCUGUUAGCGUUUUUCUUGGUAACUCUAACGUGCUGCGAGUCAGCAUUGCUCAACGCAGAUGGCAAAGAACUUAUUUUUCUACAAUUCGUAUUUCGAAAUGGCAUGUCAGCACCUAGAGAGCUAUAUCCAAAUGAUCCAAACCAUCCGGAUCAAUGGGAAGAAGGAAUGGGUGAACUCACUAUUCAUGGACGACGGCAGCUUUAUGCAUUGGGGAAGGAUCUAAGAAAAAGAUACAGUCAUUUCAUCACAGCAAAUCCAAGGGAAGUAACUAUGCAGGUUGCCACAAACCCAAAGGGUAUGAGAAGCGGUCUGAGCCUGCUUGCUUCUCUAUAUGCUCCAACCGAAGAAUGGGAGUUUGUGCCUGGUCUUCCCUGGCAACCCGUGCCCGUUUUCUACUUACCAGAAGAUGAAGACAAGGUUUUGGUUCCUUUUCGUAGCUGUCCGUUAGUAGUGCAACGCCUGCAGAAAUUGGUGGGACAAUAUGGAAACGAAACAGUCCUGGAAAUGUAUGAACAACAAAUGAAAUUUUGGUCAUUAAAUAGUGGCUUACCCAUAAACGACUGGAAUGAUGUGGUGAAUCUGCACAGAAUCUUGUCAACAGAGUAUGCCAACAAGCACAAUGUACCAGCUUGGGCUUGGAAAUACUGGAAAGAAUUAGUGUGUCUUAAUGACUACGCCUACAAAAUCAAUUUCAAUGAUAAUAAGAUUUUAAAAGUCGUUGGUGGUCCUAUUUUUAAUCAUCUGGUGGACAACGCUCUCGAAAAAAUUAAAGGUGAAUUUGAGUCUACAAGAGUUAUGGCUUUCUCUGGACAAUCAACCCAUGUAGCUGGAUUACUGGGUGCCCUCAAGGCCUUUAAUGACAAGGAACCGCCCUUCGCUUCGAUUGUCGUCAUGGAACUCUUCAAGGACAAUAAGAAUGAUGCAUUCGUUCGGUGGCUUUUCAGGAAUGAAACUGAUUUGCAGGUUCUGAAGAUUCCUGGAUGCCAAGAAUUUUGUACCAUGGAGCACAUGCAUGAACAGGCAAUGCACUACGAAAGUACAAAAUGGGGACUGGAUUGCAGGGGACCUCCAGCGGCCUUGGAUCAGUUGAAAGAAUUGCUGAGAAACAUCCAGAUAUGAUCAAAUUUAAAAUGUUGUUCAAGAUUUUAAAUAUGUACUUGAGGACUAAUAUUGAAAUUGUCUUAAAAAUUGAGGUUGUCAUUUAACAUAAAUUCUAUUUCCAAGCAAUGAAUUUAUUCUUUAUCUUGAAUCUACAAAGUUUGUAUAUUCAAGAUACAGAAUGUAUCUUAAAUCUACAAAGCUGUGCAAUCCCAUAAAUUAAAGCAACAACUGCCAAAUAUUGUUGAAAAAAUGUAAAAAUAUUUGUUUUGAAACUUUAUUUCUUUUAGAAAAUUGAUUUUAAAAUCGCAAAUUUUGGUUUAGUUAUAUUCGUAUAAUUUAUUUCUGUAAUGGAAUUUUUUUUAAUUAUAUUAAUUCCAAUUCAUUAUCAUUUGUCAUGAGAUCCCAAUAAGUAUAGAUUUGUUUUGAAUAGAGAAAACAUCGAACAAAGCACUAAAAUUAUUCUGAAAAUGUCAUUAUUGUUUUGAGAAAAUGUUCACAAUUUUUGGCGAUGAAUAAAAUGUUGAUAAUCAAUAAACAGAUGUUUCUUGCAAAACUUAUUUCAUUUACUUUCUUGAACUGAUAAACGGUUUUAAAUAUUUUAAAAUGCAUAAUUGAAUGUUCUGUUACAGAACUCAUGUUCGUAGACUCAUUAUCAUCUGAUAAAUAACCUUGCUGAAAGAACUAAAAAUAUAUAUGCUUGGAAAUAGGUUGGCUUACUAU